CACCCCUCCUCUCCCUUCUCCUCUGCCUCCUCCUGUCCCCCUCCCUGCUCCUGCACCUCUGGCUGCCCCUCCCACGGCCUUACACCCCCUCACCACCACCACUCCCCCCACACCCCUCCCUUCUCCUCCCCCUCCCACUCCCCUGGUCAACCCCCUCUCCGCCUACACCAGUGCAGAGCGGAUCCCCAUUCUCUGAGAUCAAUCGGCUACCAGCCCAGCUCUCCCAAAUCAUCCACCCUCCCCAGCCCCACCCAGCCCCCUCCAGGCAUGUACCAGUCCCUCCACCAACCCCACCCCUCCAUACUCCAGUCCUGCCUGGCUGACCGCCCUCUCCAGCACCCCCAACACAUGGAACCCCGUCGGGCCCCCACUCUCCACCGCUCCCCCCAGGGCCAGCCAUCUGUCUCCGGGGGCCCCUACAGUGACCACAGCCACUCUCCCAACCUGCCCCCUAUGGACCCUCAGUACUUGUGCAGCUCACAGAGCCUAGGGCCAUCCUAUGGAUCUGAUUAUGGGAGUCUGUCUGGGUCUGACUACCCAGACAGUACAGGUGGUCUGGGGUACGGGCAAACCCCUCGCAGGGUCCUCAUGGAUCCUGACACGGGAAAGUAUUUCUACAUUGAGGUGCCUGUGCAGCCACUGAGGAAGAUGCUGUUUGAUCCAGAGACGGGCCAGUAUGUGGAGGUGCUCAUCCCUCAGAGUACCAUGUCUCACUCAGGCCUUUACCCUCCCUUGGCCGCCCCCUACUCCACUGCCUCAGCGGCCCCCUACUCCUCCAUCCACAACCCCAGUAUAUAUGCCCCAGCCCCCCAGUACCUCCCCUAUGGCCCCCCUCCUCCUGCACCUCAUCCCCAGUCCCAGUCCCAGCCACCCCGCCACCCAGAGGCUCCAGUCCCAGGGACGAUGCACCUGAAUGGGGCUCAGGUCGGCUACGGGAGCCCCGGGAGCCAGGGGUCCAAGCCGGAGCCCCAGAGUCAUGCACCUCUGGACCAGAGCUACCUGGAUAGCAUGUACUACGUCCCUACAGGCAUGAACACUAGCCCCCCGGACUGCUACCACAAACAAGCCUCCAGUCUGCCCAACGCGGGUGGUAAGAGGGCUUGAAAUAGUCGUCUUCCUGGUGCCUGUAGAAUCUCAGAAUACAGCCAUGCCAGGGUGUAUAUGAGGUGCUCUAAUGUAAGCCUCAGGCCUUGAUGUUAGCUUUGUUUCCCUGGCAACUGGACUGGAGUGAAUGAUUAUUUAGUUGUGGUUGUUUGUUGUUUUUUAAAUGUUUUGUUGUUUAUGUUCUUUGCUGCUUUUAUUUGCCUGGUUGCCUGAUUAUGUUAGCUUUUUAUGCAUUGAUUUGGUAAGAGAAGGUCCGUGAGGAUUUGAAGGUCCGUGAGGAUAUUUCUGGUAUUUCUAAUGAUAUUUUUCUUUGACAAAAACCAAAAAAUCUAAAUGUUUUACUGGUUACCUAAAAGCCAUCAGGUGUGCCUUAUCCAUUCUCAUAGAUUAUUCAUUCAAUCUACAUGUUCUACUGGUUACCUAAAAGCCAUCAGGUGUGCCUUAUCCAUUCUCAUAGAUUAUUCAUUCAAUCUAAAUGUUCUACUGGUUACCUAAAAGCCAUCAGGUGUGCCUUAUCCAUUCUCAUAGAUUAUUCAUUCAAUCUAAAUGUUCUACUGGUUACCUAAAAGCCAUCAGGUGUGCCUUAUCCAUUCUCAUAGAUUAUUCAUUCAAUCUACAUGUUCUACUGGUUACCUAAAAGCCAUCAGGUGUGCCUUAUCCAUUCUCAUAGAUUAUUCAUUCAAUCUAAAUGUUCUACUGGUUACCUAAAAGCCAUCAGGUGUGCCUUAUCCAUUCUCAUAGAUUAUUCAUUCAAUCUAAAUGUUCUACUGGUUACCUAAAAGCCAUCAGGUGUGCCUUAUCCAUUCUCAUAGAUUAUUCAUUCAAUCUAAAUGUUCUACUGGUUACCUAAAAGCCAUCAGGUGUGCCUUAUCCAUUCUCAUAGAUUAUUCAUUCAAUCUAAACAAACACUUACUGUUUGCAUUUACAUUACGUUUAGAUACAUGUUUCAAUGCAUACGUCUAAUAUUUAAAUAAAUUCACCUUGUAUUAAAACCAAUAUCUCCUAAAGACUUGAAACUGCUAUUUGGGAAGAUCUCAUGGAUGUGAUGUUUUUCUCUGUUUAUUAAUGAAUGAAUAGGUUUUGUUCACAAAGAAGCUGCAAUGACACUAAUAAAAAUGUGUAAGAUAUUGAAUGUAAUAAAACUACUGUAGAAUGCA
Molecule: messenger RNA, 2261 nt
Organism: Oncorhynchus keta (chum salmon)
Lineage: Eukaryota; Metazoa; Chordata; Actinopteri; Salmoniformes; Salmonidae
Exons: 2
Coding region: 268-1104 (278 amino acids)
Cellular component (GO): nucleoplasm
Source: RefSeq, a predicted model, not a curated record